ACCGGAAGCGCAACCUUAUCACCCGGGCCGAGACCCUCUUUCUGUCUUGUUUAUAUUCUGUGGUGAAGUUUUGAUUUUAUGUUAUUUAUCUGCCCCAGAUAAAGUCAAGUGGCUUCAAAUUGAAAACCGCAAGUCGGUUAGCUUCUUAUUAAACGACUCACAAAGCGACAAAACUGGCCCCUCCACUACCUGUCACCAUGCCCGCCCUGCUGGAGAGACCCAAGCUGUCCAACGCGAUGGCCAGAGCCCUCCACAAACACAUCAUGAGGGAGAGGGAGCGCAAGAGACAAGAGGAGGAAGAGGUGGAUAAAAUGAUGGAGCAGAAGAUGAAGGAGGAGGAAGAGAGGAAGAGGACAAAAGAAAUAGAGGAGAGGAUGUCCUUGGAGGAAACCAAAGAGCAGGUGAUGAAGAUGGGUGAGAAACUUCAGGGACUCCAAGAAGAGAAACACCAGCUCUUCUUACAGCUCAAGAAAGUUCUUCAUGAAGAGGAGAAGAGGCGCAGAAAGGAGCAGAGUGAUAUCACAACUCUGACAUCAGCCAGCUACCAGCCCAGUCUACCCAUGCAUGCAGGGCAGCACCUCCUCAGCAUUCAAGGCAGUCCAGUCAGCCACAGUCGACCUGGUGCUCUGCUCGGAGAACGAAGCAAACAGCUGUUCCCAGCUGCUGUGAUUCCAACCCGUCACUACCAGACACCCAGCUUCAGCUCAGGCUCGGCAGAACACGGGCAGUUCAGUGGUGGCCAGGGCGUCCAUGAGCCCUAUGGGGUGGCCCAGGCCCAGCAUCCCUCCACCUACGCCCCUGGACCAUCUGUACCUGUCAGUUUUGCAGGCAGCUCUCAGAUCAGAGGUGCGUCUGCGUUUCAGGCCAUGCCGUAUCUCCCCCACCAGCAGCCUGGCUACCCCGUCCACAGUCACUUCACCUCUCAGCCCGGAUACAUUCCUGGAGCAGGAAUCCCCCUUCAGAAGCAGCUGGAACAUGCCAACCAACAGUCAGGCUUUACUGAUGCUGGUGCUCUGAGGCCUAUGCAUCCGCCAGCCAUGCACCCCUCUGCUCCUGGUCUGCUGCCCACGCCUUCAAUGGCGGUCCAGAUUCCAACCGCCAAGGCCCCGUUCCAGAGCUCUCCCCAGGGAGCUCCUCGCCACGGCUUCCUCCCACACAGCCAGAGUGGCCAGAGGUUCUACCACCACGGCAAGUAAACUCAGCCCAGAGACCCCGACUCCUUCAACAACAGUCACGAGGCUGGAUCAUGCCACAUGUUUUGCGUUUAGUACCUGGUUUUUAAGUUGUGUUCCGGCUUUGUUAAUGAGCGAGCAGCAGCCUUCACGUUUAUGUGCUUCUGUGAACACAUGGCUUUGAUUUUUACAUGACUUCAAAUGAUGUUCAUUUGUAAAAAAAAUAGCUUCUUAUUUUACCUACACUGUAAAGCCAAUCUGGAGGUGCUUUUCCGGCACUAACAUGGUGAUAUCUUGUACAAACCCAGACUGCAUGAACCGCAGGUCAUUCUUUGUAUAGUAACUUCUACAAAGACUUUUCUGGCUAAGACAAAGCAAAAACCAGAAUAGAGGAGAGUUUUCAGCAAUACUUGAUGGUUGAGUUUAGAGUUUAUGGAUUAAAUCACGUUUCUGUUAAAGUCACACAAAUACUGAUGAACACUACUGUAACAGGAACACAUUGGUUUAACUCACUCUAUUUCAAUGUGUUGCUGACUCCUGAUUUAUCACAUUAGACCCAUUAGGGUUGGUUGCCAAUGAAAUCGAGAUCUGUCAAAUCUGUUGUUUUAAAGCGUUUAUGUUGCUAAAUAAAAUGAUACAGAAACAUCCAA
Messenger RNA from Lates calcarifer (barramundi perch), 1822 nucleotides. It is a transcript of the gene gps2, whose product is annotated as G protein pathway suppressor 2. Gene Ontology annotation, cellular component: transcription regulator complex. The transcript is spliced from 11 exons. The coding region runs from base 198 to 1196 and encodes 332 amino acids. The record is from RefSeq and is a predicted model, not a curated record. Gene Ontology annotation, biological process: regulation of transcription by RNA polymerase II. Lineage: Eukaryota; Metazoa; Chordata; Actinopteri; Centropomidae. Gene Ontology annotation, molecular function: transcription coregulator activity.